AGAAUCAGCUGAUGUUUGUCACAUGACCUCCGUUAUGCAGCUAGCAUAACAUGUUGAGAAAAGCUUUGCUUCGUAGGUUAAACUAACCGGGGUUCUGUCAGAGAAAUGAGUGAUGACAGGUCAAAGGUGCUGCUCGGCGUGACCUCCCAGCUGUGAUGUCCGAGCCGAGGCCCGUCACGGCGGAGGCCGCCGCUUAUCCCUUCGGCCGUGAGGCGGAGGUCUCGCUUCGCGACCUCUUUGAGCACUUCAAGAGGUGCCUGCAGCACGGAGAGUGGCAGCUGGCGAGCGCCUGUGUUCCCCAGCUGGUCAGCUCUCAGGGGGAACUCUCUGAAAAAGUGCGAAAGAUAAUCAGAGCUAUCAUCUGCCACCCUUACAGUUUAAAAUGGGGUUCUGCUGGCAGUCCGCACAAACUGGCCUGGUUCUGGCUGCAGGUCUUGGAGAGAUGGACUCAAGAUCAGGUUCCUCCUCACGUCAAACGCGAGCUGGAGUUUCUGCUCCUCCUGGAGCAACUGGGGUCAGAGGGCAUACCGGAGGCUGAUCUCAAGGAAUUGCAUCAGGCGUUUUUGGGAUCCCAGUCGGAGGAACAGGCGUCCCUUGCUGCUGUUGAGUCUUGCCUUCAGACUCUACUGGAGAAGAAGAAACCCAGACUUGCCCAGACUUUGGCCCAUUUCAUACAGGAUCAGUCAAGCAGUGAAGGCCGGGCCCUGCAGCACAAAUUCAUUCAGCACCUCAUGAGGAAGCUGGGAAGCCCCGAGCGGAGCCCGGAGAGGGUGGAGCAGUGGGUGGAGGAGAUCUACUCCGUCCUGGCUCUCAUGCCGUGGAGCUCCGACCGAGGCGCGCCGCAGUUGGAGGCGCUGUGCGAAGCGCUGUGGUCGGCCCGAGGCGGCCCUCUGCGGGAGGAGAGGAUCCUGGGCUGCUUGCUGCGGCCUCGAUGCGACGCGCUCGUCUCGAUGUACUGCUCCACCGCCCAGCGGCUGGAGAGAGACCACCUGCUGAGAAAUGCGCCUGAAACGCAAGUGGACCUACCUGAAGCCGAGAAGCUCGCCCUCAGCUUGUGUUGCCAAAUCGAUCGUCCUUCUGCUUGGAGGACCAUCUUCUUUGAGUGCCUUAGUAGUGGGAAGCAUUUCCUCGAGCAGGUUUUGGUCACGGGGCUCGACCUGAUGAAACACGAGGAAUACGAUGGGCUGAAGGAUUUACUGCGGCUGGAGUUUCGGCCUUUGUCUCGUCUGCUGCUGCUGCUGGGAUGGAGUCAGUGCCGCGGCCUCGACGCCGCUCAAGCGCUUGUGAACGUCCUUCACAAGGAGCAGAGUUCAGCCAAUGACUUGGUUCUUCAGGACUUUUGUAACCUUUUGUCGUCCCAACUGGGAAUUCUCGAGUGGUGCAAAAACAACAAUCCAGGGAUAUCCACGGAGGCUCUGCAGGCACAGCUGCAGAAUCUGGACAAUCACUCAUCUCUUUACAUUCUGCACUCUUUGACUCCUUUACCUGAGUACGAAGAACGCAGGAUAUUAAAUCUACUACAGCAACUGCCAAGUUCGCCUCAAACAGAAAACGCGGUCAGUCAAAGUGCCGGCGUGCAGAGGAACAUUGUCCUGUUUCAGGGCUUCUGCGCCAUGAAGUAUGCGAUCUAUGCUCUGUGUGUCAACUUUCAUAAAUACUCGAAUUGUGCCGAGUGCGAGUCCACGCAGCGUCACCAAUCCGCAGAAGCUGAGACGGAUACAAACAAGACUUCGGCUUCCUCAGAAGGCUGUCAUUAUAUGUUUCAGCACUAUUUAUCCGAGUGCCAGCUCUACCUGGAGACCGUACCCGCCAUGUUCCGCCUGGAGCUCCUGGAGAAUAUCUUCUCCCUUCUCUUUCUGUCCACCUCUGACUUUGUUCAACGCGCACAAAAAAACUCAGACCCAAACGCAGGACAGGAGACACGGUCAGAAUGCUUAUCGAUUCCAACAGAUCAAAAUGUGGAAGCUGGGAAAUCCAGUUCGGAUGAGACCGAAAACCAGAAGCUUCGUUCCCAUGGCGGCCACCUAGACCUGGGCCACUUCCUUCACGGCUGCAGGGGGUUUCUGGUGGACGCCGCUGCGAUGGAGGGGUUUCUAAAGCUGCUGAAAGAAGGGUUGGAGGGCAUGUGUGUGGUGGGUCAGCAGGAGGGACAGGAUGCGGGAAGAGCGCUGCCUCGCGACGCCAAGGCGGCGGCGAGUCUCGGCUGCUCUGUGACGGCCGAGACGUUCGGAGCCCGCCUGCAGAGGUUGUCUAAGCGCACCGCGGAGGCCCAGUGGAGGCUGCAAAUCAUCACCAGCAACCAGAGCACCGCAGACGGUGCAGAGAGCCCCAUGCAGACGUCGACGUACAGUUCCACUGUCGCUAAUCUGGGAUGCAGGAAAAGGUCGACUCUGAGGAAGAGGAGGAAAACGUCGAGACACGCUGCCGAGAGGCAAACCUCCGUAGAGAAACAUAACGGAGAAGUUAGCACCAGCGCGUCGGACAGCGGCGGCGGGGUGGCGGCGGGCUGUGCCGAGCUGGAGCUGUGCCCGUGCGGAGGCCCUCACAGCUGGUUGGUGCCCGCCAUGUUGUCUCCUCCAGAAUCUCUGCUCACCUCCUGCAUCCGCCGGGGAAACUUCAUGCAGGCGCACCAGGUGUCGUUGGUGUUCGACCUGGCGGGGGCGCCCUGUUGCGGAGAGCUGGCCUUCAUGGAGCGCUACAGAGAAGUCCUGGCGGAGUUGGGGCAGGUGGAGCAGAAGAUGGAAAGUCAGUCCAUGUCUUCCUCUUCGUCUUCCUCCGAGGGUUUGGGGGCGGCGGCAGUUCCAGGCGCCGGGAGGAGUCGGCUAGGGAGCAGCGGUCGGUCGACGCUGCAGGCCAUCGGUAGUGCCGCAGCAGCAGGAGUUGCUUUUUACUCCAUCUCAGACAUCGCAGAUCGUCUCCUCAGCACGCCCGCUCACCCGCUGCCCUCCUUGGAGGAAGGUUACUGGCUGAGCCGCUGCUCCUCGGACGCCUCGGGCCUCUUGCACGCGCUGCUCCAGGAGCUGAGCCCGGCCGCCAUGGCGGCGUUCGACCUGGCCUGCUGCCACUGCCAGCUCUGGAAGACUUGUCGACAGCUGCUGGACACGGCGGAGCGCCGGCUGUCCAGCAGCCUCGAAGCUCGCGGGACGAGAAUUGACCGUAAAGUGCUGCAUUCUGAGGGGAUCUGUGGGUUUCCCAUGGUUUUACAGCAGAUCAGCAAGGUCCUGAAUCCUUCGGCCACUCAUAAGCCUUCAGGCAAAACAGACGCCGCCGGGGAAGACCAGGCGUUUUCCAGCCCGUUUGGCUGCUGCAUCCAGGAAGUGCUGCUCUGUUGCCACCCGACUCUGAGCGAAGAGAGCAUCGCCGCCCGGCUCGGUCUGACCCAGCGUCUGGAGAACCCGCUGCAGGUUCUGAGUGCUGCCACAGAGGGAGCAGAGGGCGGUGCGGGCAGCGGUGUUUUGACCCUGCUGGUGGAUCAGGCCAGUCUGAAGCCGGCCGAGCUGGACGCUCACCCCGUGCGCUCCGGCAUGAAGCAGCUUCUCCGCUCCCUGGACCAACUGUGUCCCUUCGAGCCGGACGGAGGGCUGGCCAGGCCGGACUACGUGCGCAGCUUCCUUGACUACGUCAACACACUGGCCUCUGUGUUGGUCAGGAGCCUCUCUUCAGAGGACCACAGCAGUCAAGUGAAGCUUGGAAAUCCACUCCUGGUUUUGCUUCAAACCCCGUUUCAGCUCAUCUCCCACCUGCUGUUUGACAGACAGGUCUCUCCUGACAGAGUUCUGUCGGUGCUGCAGCAGGAGGGUCUGCGGCUGAGCGUCCAGCAGGUCAUCGUUCAGAGAUGUUGCGACGCCCUGCCCGCGUGGCGCUCGCGUCCCGCCGAUGAAACGUCCUCCGGCGACGGCAGGAGAGCCGGCGGAGCCUUCAGCGUGGACAGCUUAUCUCUGCUGCUUCAAAUGCACUCUCAGCAUUACAAAAACGUGCUGGCGAUGGCCGAGCCGCCGCCGCCGCCGUCCGACUGCAGCUCCGAGUCCGAGGCCUCCGCGGACGAGCCGUCCCCCUCACCCAUCCAUCUCUCCACGUCUCCGGCGUCUUCUUCCACCUCGUCUUCUUCCGCCUCGACUUCUACAGCCUCGUCUUCCUCAAACACCUUCCUCCUGACAGCCUCAGCCCUGUCUUUCCUGAAGUCCCGCUGCCCCCUGCUGGCCACACUUGCGUGUUUAACGGCGUGUAAGGGAGAAGCCCCCCGCACCAAGCCAUCCGGAUUAUCCGGAUACUUCCGCAGCGGACGAAAGGAGGUUUUCCUCGACGCCGAGCAGAUAUCCAGAGAGGCCGACGGCCUCCUCAGGGAGUUCCCCAUUCUGAAGGGGUACCUUCACGCCAUGGCGGAGCCGGUGCUUGGGACCCCGUUAGGCGAGGGCGAGGAGGACUCCGCUGACCUCGGUGGCGCCCUCUGUGGGAAACCACUGAUCGGUCUGCUGCUGUGUGGGCCUCAAGAAGAGCUGACCCAGGUUUUGGCUGCUGAGGCUUUUAAAAACGCCGUGGUGACCAAAGACCUGGGCCGAGCCCUCACCCUGCUGGAGCUGUACUGGCAGGGAGGCAGCCAGCAGGGGGAGCUGAAGGACCGCCUGCUGGUCUGUGCCGCUUUAGAAGAGGAGGCCGAAGGCGUCGAUCAUCUGUUCCGGGUUCAGGAUGCCAACCUGCGAGCCCGUGUUGCCCUGCAGGCCCUGGAGCGCUGGCCUCUGUCCGCCUGUCUGGACCUGAUCGACUUCUGCCUCAAUGACCCCGACACACACACCUCGCUCAACGCCGACCUGGAGCUCAAGAAGAAGGAACUAAGCAUCUACCGCUGGAUGAUGAAUUUGCGUCCGCCCUUGCACUGGAAAACGUGGCAGGAGCUGAGGGCGGAAUCCAAAGCAAACCCGGAGUCGAUGCUGUCUGUGAUCCUGGAGGCAAAAGAAUUUUCUCUUUGCAAGCAGUGGACGGAGCUCUAUCCUGUCUCUGACCAGCUGAAGCUGCAGCUGCAGACGGAGCAUUUGCUUCACCUGCUGGAGGAGGAACUGACAGAUGAGGCUUUUGAGCUCCUUGAAAGCAUCUCGGAUGUUGCCGUUGCCCUCGACGUUUGCGAACGCGCCCUGGAUCGACGCCCUGGAUUGGCGGCGUGUCACUUCCUGGCUGACUACCUCACCGUCCACUUCCAGAGGCAGGUGUCUCCGGCCCGUCGGCGCCACAUCCACGCUCUUCAUCUGGGAUCAAAGGUUUUGCUGACCCUCCCAGCGGCCUCCAGGCAGGACUAUUUCCCUCUGCUUUCAGAACCCAUGCUAAUGCUCGAGCAGCUCCUGAUGAACCUGAAGGUGGAGUGGGUGGAGGUGGCGGUGCAAACGCUGCACAGUCUGCUGGUUGGCCACGAGGCCGGCUUCAGCGCAGAGGACAUCGAUAAGCUCCUGGCGGACUACGCCUCCAAGGCCCUGGACUUCUCGUGCGCCCCCAAAGAGAGGUCGCGUUCAGACUCCGUCAUCAGCCUUCAGGACGCGCUGCUGCAGUGUCCCGCGCACGAGCUCAGCACCCAGUCGUUCAGCCAAAUCGAAUCUCCGGCUUCUUCCUCAAGCAGCACCCCGACACACUCCUCGUCCGCAAACAGCUCGGACAGGGAGAGGGAUCGAGGCACGUCGGAGCGACGCCGGCGCUCAUCUGCCAAGUUCCGGCCCCCAGAUCAGCCGCCGGCCCGGAAGGACUGGGUCCCCGACACCCACCACGACCUGUGCAUGGUCUGCCAGCGGGAGAGGUUCACCAUGUUCAACAGACGACAUCACUGCCGGAGAUGUGGCCGCCUGGUCUGCAGCGCGUGUUCGGAGCGGAAGAUGCUGCUGGACGGGCGUCCAGGAGAGGAAGUUAGAGUCUGCGACCAGUGUUACCUUUACUUCCACCCAGAUUCUGAAGAGGAGUCUGAGUCUGCAGAAGUCAUUGGAAGCCCGGUCGUCUCCCAGGAGCCUCUGGACGGGAUGCUGCAUCUGCCCGAAGUGGUCCACCGACAGAUCCGUCUGAGCACAAGCCCUGCUGAGAACCAGCUGCAGCGGAGCGAGUUCUACUACGAACAGGCUCCCAGCGCGCACCUCUGCGUGGCCAUCUUGUCUCUGCACAGCGACCAAGCCGCCUGCGGCCACCAGCUCGUCAACCACUGCCGCUCCCUGUCCCGGAAACUGACCAACCCGGAGGUGGACGCCUGCCUCCUCACCGACGUCAUGCGGCAGCUGCUCUUCAGCGCCAAGCUGAUGUUUGUGAAAGUCGGUCAGAGCCACGACCUGGCUUUAUGCGACAGCUACAUCGGCAAAGUGGACGUGUUGAAGAUUCUGGUGCUGGCCAAUUACAAAUACGUUCCCUCUCUGGACGACAUCCUGGAGACGACCGCCGUCACGCGCCUGCGCAACCAGCUGCUGGAGGCCGAACACUACCAGCUGGCGGUGGAGGUGUCGACAAAGAGCGGCCUGGACCCCGGCGGCGUGUGGCAGGCGUGGGCUCUGGGGUCUCUGAAGGCCGGGAACCUUUCCGGAGCCAGGGAGAAGUUUUCCCGCUGCCUGAAGCCUCCGGUGGACCGGAACCAGCUCAAUCUGGGCCCACCUUUGCUGCAGGAGAUCGUCCAUCACCUCGAGACCACCGUACGGCCCGCUACCGCCCCGUCGUACGGCGAAGACAUCUUGGCGUCCCUCCGGGAGCUGGAGGACGCUCUGAACGGAGUCGGACCAGCGGAGCGACAAGUCGCCCCGACUCAGAGCAGCUACCUCCAUCAGGAGUGUCUCUAUUACCUGAAGACGUACGGCCCCCACCUGGCUGUCGUCAGCUUCUACAUGCGUCACAACUGUGACGAGGAAGCCCUGACGUAUCUUCUCGCCAAGGAGUGUCCCGAGGAAGUGUUUCUGGAGGGCGUGCUGCAGCCAUGUGUGGAGCGAGGGCACCUCGGCAAGCUGCAGGGCAUCAUGGGAAAACUAGAGCCCAGCUUGGACUCGUGGAGCCGCUACCUGAUCGCUUCGUGCCAGUUCCUGCAGCGGAAGCAGUACUACCACUGUCUGUACCAGCUGCAGCAGUUCAUGAUGGAUCACGUCCGCGCCGCGAUGACCUGCAUACGAUUCUUCACACAUGGAGCGACCUCGUACCUACAGCUGGGAGAGCAGCAGCGCUGGUUGGCCAGAGCCAAAGAACACCUGAAGACUUACCUGCAGGAGCAGCAAGGCCGAGCCGCCGGCAGGAGAAAACCGUCUGUCGGCUCCUUCAGGAAGACGAUGUCAUCCAGCGACGUGUCCAGGCACAUGAACACAAUCGAACUGCAGCUGGAGGUGACUCGCUUCCUGCAUCGCUGCGAGGCGGUGGCGGCGUCCUCCGGCGCCUCGCAGGCUGGCAGGCCAGCCGGAUCCGGUUCACCGCCGACGCUGUUCGGUGGAAACAAUGUGAAGAUGGAGGUCGCCUGCAAGGUGAUGCUCGGAGGGAAAAACGUAGAGGAAGGGUUCGGCAUCGCGUACAGAGUCAUACAAGACUUCCAGCUGGAGGCGCAGGCCGUCUACGUCAUGGCGGGUCACCGGCUGGUCCGGCAGAGGCAGUACGGCGCCGCGAAGCAGCUCCUCAAAUGCGUGGGCGAGUCGGGCACCGCCACCAGGAGCGACUGCGACGCCCUCAUCCUCAGCUGUGUGUCUGUAGCCGAUAAGGGGCCGGCUGAUGCCAAGGAGCUGGAAAUCCUCAUCAUGGAGAUAAAGAACAUAGAAACCAAGAUCAAAGCCUUCCUGGUGUGCAGUAAACUGAGGCCGGCGUACCUGCUGGCCGUGAAGCUGGACCCGGGCCGGGCAGGCCCGUUGGUGCAGGACGUCCUGCAAGCGGCUGAAGGAGCGCAGGACUCGGUGAUGCAGAACAUCUGCCGCCAGUGGCUCUCGGAGCACAGCAGAUCCCCCCCGCCGCAUCAAAGCCGGCCCACCGCAAGGUAAAGAAGGGGAAACUGAAGGAAAAGGAGUCGCACAAACGUCCGUACCAUCAGACGCGAUACGCACACUACGUGUUUAAAACACAGCGACGUGGGCCUCAGUGUCUGCCGACUUAAAUCUCCCCACUGACAUGUUGUUUCUACCCACCACAACUGUAAGGAAUCAACCUUCCUCCUUUGGCGCGAUCGCAGCGAUCCUACCCUGCUAAUUACAUGCAUUACACAAACUUCUAGGGCUUAGUUCAAAAUCCCCAGGUUGAGUCUGCUGACCUGCAGAAGCCACAAAACAUAUUUUUAGAUGUCAUGUUAACAGGUGCUUUCAUUUGAAAUAAUUGUGGUGUUCCCCUACAACCGAAGAGGACACAUCUGUGCAUCAUGUUGGCAUUACGCAAUAAUUCUUUCUAAAACUAGUAUAACUGACAAGUAAUUUUUUUUUUUUUUUUUUGUCUUUAAUUUCCGAACAUUUUACACAAAAUCGUAGCAUCGGUUUCUCAGAUGUAAAACUCUUGAGAAUCAAUUUUUACUGCUCAAAAAGUAAAAAAUUUGAAGUUGGCGCAAACCAGCGCUAGCCCUGUGUUGACGGUAGAACCUGUUGGAAAACCUUUUGUCACGUGAGUAACGUUCCUUCUGCGGUAAAGCUGUGAAUCACCACUGUGCCGAUUCUCGAAAGACGAUGUUGCUUUUCAUCGGUACGCUAUUUUAAAAGGACGGUACUUGACUGAAACGCACCAGUGUGCUUUGCAUUGGUUUGUGUUUGUUUCCUACCUCAGCCUAAAGGGAAAAAAUAUAUAGAUCCAAAACUGACUGGAGGUCCCCUGAUAAAUGUUACAAUAAUUUUUUUUUUCUAUUAGCAAUAUUAAUGUCUGUGUGUUUUGGUUUGUCCACUUUCAAUGUUCUUUGUCAAAAUGUUACAUACCUAACAGAUGUUCUUGUUGCUAUCCCAGAGACGUAGUUUACAAAACACAUUUUCAGUGAAUGUUUCUUUGAAAAGGAUAGUGCGGGAUGUUUGAAGCGAUGUGCCGAUAAAAGGUUGUGAGGAGGUGACAUCCGAGCUACAGCAGAUCGUUGGACGUGGAGGUUAUAGCUAACAGCUAACAUGUUGCCUUAAAUUCCAGUAUCAAAAAAGUCACACCUGUUUACGUAAACAUUGUUUUAGGAACCUUUAAAGUUACCGUUGACAGGUUAGUAUUCGGAUCUUAUUGACAGUACGCGGAGGCAGGAAGCAGAGCAUAGUUCACAAUUUUCCCAUGUGAAACAUGCAAUGAAAGCAGACCUGGUUUUUCCAGUCGAACUAGCCAAUCUAUUACAGAGAUUAAGUGAAAAAUGGAAAUUAAAAAAAUACUAGCCUUAAUACAGUACUUGGACCGGGAAUCGUUUUUACUUUUCCACUCUGGUUUUUUUCACACAGGAAAAUCAUCAUUGACGCAUCGUCUCCACCCUUUUCUAAAAGAAAUGUUAGCUUAAGCUAACAUUAUUUAAGCUAAUUUUUAGCUAGAAUUAUUAAGCUAAAUUUGAGUUCUUUAAACAGAAACAGGAGGGUUCCUAUGAAGUAAUUAAUAUUGGUUCUCUCACCGGCAGUAGACAGAUAGAACAUUGUAGUAAGUAAGGUUGGAGAACAACGCAGAACUCAAGAGUGAUGGAAGGCUAACAGCUAGCUAGCCAGCCGAGCCGCCUAUUUUAUCUGCAAUUCAGAACAACUCAAACCUGAAAAUGUUAUUUCUGGGAAACAGUUCAAACAUUAGCAGAUAUUAAAUGUCUCCGUCUUCUCGAGAGACUGUGUACAUUUCCCCUCCCCCCCCCCACCAUUUUACAGUUAGGCGUUUUGACGCUAGCAGCUGUAUAUCAUUCAUUGUUAUGAAACAGCAACCUCAGAAUAGCAACGCAGUAGUUGUUUGACAGGACAAUAAACUUAUCCACAUUUUCUUUUGAAGGCGGAACCAUUUAAAGAAUCUCAACUAUGCUGGUCUUAGUUCACCUUUAGCCAUUAGCUUUGUACUCUAAUGUGGAUGAAAGGUUAUCUGCUGAAGGAUACAUAUUAAGAGCUUCUCAAUUUUUUUGUACCAAAGUGCCACUUCAAAUAUCCCAAACUAUCCUUUUACAGGAGUUUUACAAAGAAAUAAUUAUAUUUCAGGGCAUUUAAGAACAUUUUAACUGUUUAAUUUCAGGUGGGAUGUAGGAAGGGAUCCACUUUGUUUAUGAGAUCAGAAACACUGUUGCUUAGUCAGACUCCUAGGAUUUUUGUUGUUGAUUUUUUAUGUCACACGCACACAGUCAUAAAAACCUGAUUUUGUUUUUGUACUCCAGAACCAACAGGUUCCAGGUAUGACUUUUAAAGUUACAUUAAAUCAGUCACAUGUCUGAAGAAGCACCGUCGGGCGGUGGAGAUGUUGUGUUGCCUCUUUGCCUUGAGUGUCUGCACUAACCUGCCGACGAAUCUUCCCAUAGUAAUUACUGAGGAACAAAUGAAACCAUUACGAACGAAGCUGUACUUCAACUUCGACUGUUGUGUCCCAUCACUGCCGCACUUUAUACUGAAACCAAUAUUUAGGGGAAAAAAGAAAAAUAUCAUGAAAUAUGUAAUUCAGUAAUUGGAAUUUCAGGACUAAUGUUUUUGUGCUCUGUCAAUUGUGAAAUAAAAUAAUAAUUAUUGAUA
This is a messenger RNA of Gambusia affinis (western mosquitofish), 10613 nucleotides long. RefSeq names its product zinc finger, FYVE domain containing 26 (gene zfyve26). The record is from RefSeq and is a predicted model, not a curated record. Lineage: Eukaryota; Metazoa; Chordata; Actinopteri; Cyprinodontiformes; Poeciliidae. The transcript has 43 exons. Gene Ontology annotation, molecular function: phosphatidylinositol-3-phosphate binding; metal ion binding. Gene Ontology annotation, biological process: mitotic cytokinesis; regulation of cytokinesis; double-strand break repair via homologous recombination. The coding region runs from base 156 to 7964 and encodes 2602 amino acids. Gene Ontology annotation, cellular component: lysosomal membrane; centrosome; midbody.